UGCUCUAACAAGCUUGAUUAUCUGUAAUCUUCGACUGUCCGAUUACUAACUUUUACUCAUACACUUACCAUUUUAUUUAAACAUAAACAAGAUGGCGGAAACCGAAUCUACAGGCCCUUCAAGCGCCGUCGCGCAACUAUCGUCUGACAGUACUCUUAGUGGGUUCUCCUUGCCCGACCCCGGCUUCGACCCUUCUAACAAUCAUGCCAUCAAGGCUUAUUACGAGAAGAAAGAGAAGAAGGGUGUCCUCGCCGACGAAGAUGGUAUCGAGGGGGAUAUCGAAGAAGAGGCCGAGAGAGCAGUCACUGACUGGGAGGAGGCAGUCGGUCGAAAAGCGACCGACGAAGAGCGCGAAAACAUGAAGGCAAGGAUCCGACAAAUUCGUGCCGGUGAAUGGCUGGAAGGCGCAAAAGCGCAGCUCGUCGGGAAGGCCACUGUUCCGAUCGCUUGGUUCAACCGUCUCGUAGCUCAGAAUGAAGGGGUUAUCCAGUUUGUUGCCCAGAAAUCCGUUGAAAUGAAACAACGGAGACAGGAGGCUAACGGGAAAAUCGCGGAACUCCUAGAAGAGUUUGAAAGGCUAAAGGACGCUCAAGUGGCCAGCGAGGACAUCGACAAACUUAAAGCCCAGAUCGAAAAACUGGAGCAAGAAGUUUCAACGCUGCAAGAUGAUCUUACCAAGGCCGAAGAAAAACUCAAGAAGCUCGGCGAGGAGAACGACCAACUAAAGACCCAGCUUAAAGAAAGCCAGGACCGCGAGAAAAAUCUCCAAGAUAAAUACGACAGGCAAACAUCCGAGCUAAAUGUUUGCUACAGAAACCUCCGGGAUCGAGAGGAAAAGAUCGAACAGCUCGAGGAAGAGGCGAGGGCAAUACGGAGAAGGGAACGAGCUGUUAGAAAUGACAACAGGAACCUCGAGAAGACGAUCGCUGAGCUAAAGCGUAGGCUCGAGGACAGUGAAAAUGACAAGAAUAAGGCAACACCGAGCACCGCGCCUGCCCCAUCUGCUGAGUUCGACACUAUGAAGAUACUUCGAGAGCUCAAGGAGGCGAAGGAGAAAGACGAAGAAUUGAAAGAAGAGAGCAAAGAGCUCCUUGAUCGAUGGAUGGCCCAGGUUGCCGACAGGAACAAUCUCUUGGAGUUCUACAACGCCGUGGGUGAAGUAAGAGAAUCGAUGGGCAAGCUGAAGCAACGAGUCGUCGCCUUUUACCAUAGUCUCGGUUACGACGACGACACCGUCCGAUCUGCGGGAGAGGCUCUCGACAACCUCGAGGAGCAGAUUAGGGAGCAACCUCAACAACGGCUCGGCGCCCGGCUCUGGGGUCUCAAGCUCCUGGCUGAGAAGCAGAUGUUAGGGACGGAGCUAAUGACGCAGGUGAUUAGGAACGACACCCUAAACAUGAAGCUUGAGAUGGCCAAGCCGGACGAGCAGAUCGACAUGGAGAUACGUAUGGAGUACAAUAUAUUCAAUGACAUCGAGAUCAAUAAGCGGGUCGCAGCAGAGACGCAGAUGUACCGGGCGCAUCGCCGCGAAUUAGUUGGGAAGAUGUUCGAAUGUGGAGAAAGGUUGAACCUGAUCGCCGUCGAAUGUCCUGACCAGCCGACUCGAGAAGCCAUCACGACUGCGUCUCGGGAAUGCUUAUCCCUGCCCAGUCUUAUGAGGCUAACGCCGGUGGCUGCAGAGUCGCGCGAAUAAUCUGCAAACAUCGCGUCUUCAAAGUUGUCCUCGCUACCAUCUCUGACAAUAGUCCCUAUAUCGCGGGCUUAAUCCGGAGCGAGCAACUGCCAAUAUACUAUAGAACGGCCGAGUGACACUAAGAGUAGGGCCGGGGGAAAGGGGGAAAGGGGGAAAGGGGGUUAUCCAGUAAACUGCCUAAGCGUCUGUGUAUAGGGAUCUUCACCAUGUUUCAAUUGUUUACUCGUAAGUUC
Messenger RNA from Daldinia loculata, 1926 nucleotides. RefSeq lists its product as uncharacterized. The transcript has a single exon. NCBI's taxonomy places the organism in Eukaryota, Fungi, Ascomycota, Sordariomycetes, Xylariales, Hypoxylaceae. The coding region runs from base 92 to 1693 and encodes 533 amino acids. The record is from RefSeq and is a predicted model, not a curated record.